This is a messenger RNA of Procambarus clarkii (red swamp crayfish), 3283 nucleotides long. Its product is annotated as vezatin. Gene Ontology annotation, biological process: cell-cell adhesion. Lineage: Eukaryota; Metazoa; Arthropoda; Malacostraca; Decapoda; Cambaridae. Gene Ontology annotation, cellular component: plasma membrane. The record is from RefSeq and is a predicted model, not a curated record.
UUACAAAGUGGGAAGAGGUCUUCGAGAUCUCAAGAGUAUUAAUAGAUGGCGACAUAAACCUUGAGACGCGCUGUGUAUGUCAUAUGGAGGAUGAUACACUAAGAUAACAUGGUGUGGUGUGUCAGCAAGCUGUGACAGUAUGGCAGAUGAAGAGGACGAAGAUGUCGUUUUCGAGGGCAGUGCUAUUUACCAGCACCUACUUGACACGGGCUACACUGACUUUGCACCUUCUCAGCUGAUGACUCUACACCACAAAGAAAAUGUGAGAGAGGAUGACUUCAGUGAAAAUAAAAAGGGAACACUGGAUUCAUUGAAAGAGAAAUGGUCAAGACUUCAUCCAGCUGUUUUAGGUACAUACAUGCGAGAACUUGUUGGAUAUAAGAAAAUUGUAGAGUGUGUUACGCAGAGUAAGUUGGUGAACAAUGACGAUUGGCUGGUCCUAGAACACUUUAUGCCUGGUGGAGAGCAGCUUCAUCACACUGGCUCUUUUGCUGCUCCAUGGACCUCUUGGUAUAAGAUUGUCUUAUUCAUUGGAUUCACCUCAUUUCUUCUGAGUGUGCCGUUGGUGCUGUAUCUAGCCUGUGAAACUUGGCUCGGCUACUUGAGUUUAUCCAUUGUUUUGACGUUUCCCGGCAUUAUGAUUGUGGAAGAAACCUCUGCAUUUAUUCGUCAUCUCAUUCUUACAUAUAAUAUAAAAGAAUUUGUAUUGCUGAUGAAAGAAACGAGCACAAACGCUUCAAGAUCUGUGCGACUCCUGCAGGAGGUUGAUCUCAUCACCAAGGGUUUUGUAUUAGCUCAAGGAUCUAUCCCAGCCACAUUCAGUGAGGAGUCUGACUUUCCACAAUGUUUCAACCUUUGUUCUGCUCUCAUCUCUGCUCUAAACUCUUUGGGGCAAGUCCUGUAUCAGAACCAUCAAUACUUAGGACAGUGUAGUCCAGAGUAUCCCUGUAUGAGGCAGCUCUUUAAUAAAGUGGAAGCACCAGAUUUUAAAGGAAGUGGUUGUAACACUGAAUACAUAACUUUUUUGAAGAAAUGGGUAGCCAUCACAAAGCUUCAGCUCUCAGCUGUUUUGACAGAGCUUCUCCUGUGUGUUCAUAAGCCAUUGAUGCUAGAUAAGCUCUAUGAUAUGCGUAAUAAAUUAUUUUCAAGCAGUCAAGUUGUUGUAGUUAAGAGAGAAACCAAAUUCCUCGGGAACAAUCUUGAAUAUACCAGAUCUUUUUGGCUUCGAGACAGACAGGAAGAGGAAAAACCAACAAGCCUUGAAGAGAAGAAAAAGAAUGUGUAUAUAGCAAUACAUAGCCUGAGUUUACAUAUGCAAGCUGCAUUAUUCAGAGUACAGGACCUUGAAAAUAAGUUUGAAAGUGAAAAUGUUUCAAAUAACUUUACCCAAGACUUUGAACAAGAACAUCGUAACAAUUUACCAUCAUAUGAGUAUGUAAGGGAACAGCUGUAUGCGCUAAAAACGGAGUUAGAUUCAUGCCAAGGAUGUUUAGAAGAAGCAGAAGCAAGAGCUGACCGAAAAUAUGGUAAAAAUGACAGUGAACUGAUGCCAAAGUUGGAACACCAACACAAUACCAGUGACGAAGUGAACAAUGCUUUAUUGCACGAUGCCAAAAAGUCAGUUAUUGUGCUUAAUGACAUUGAGGAAUCUGUGAUAGAAGACGAGGUGUUUGAGGCAUAUAUUGAUGAGGAGUAUAAAGUCAAGCAGAGAGAAGAUUGUGACAAUGAUUUCUGGACAACAAAUAAUAGAAAGGAACGGCAAAUACUGAAACAACAAAAGGCACAAGGAAAGAGAGUGCUGAACGAGUUGCAGCCAAUUUUAAUAAAACGUAGGAAGAUGUGGGAACAACGGGAGAUGGCUGCAUUGAGUAGGCAGCAUACAAAAAAGGCACAGACUCUUAAGGUAGAAAGCUCUAAGGAUGAAGAAGAUAGUAAAGGUGAGUUUUUGAAUAAUUUAGAUGAUGGUAGUGUUAUGCCUGAAGCUCAAGAAGUGAGGAUGGAACAAAAAGUAUGGGAAGCGGACAUUCUGUGCAAGAGCCGUGCUACCGGCAACUAUCUACAGUCGUCUCAGUUGAAAGAUAUAAAUGGUUGUGAACCUUUACAAAAAGAUGUUGAGGAAAUAGAUAGUGAUGAAGAGAGAUUACAAGAAUACAGGAAGCUCAAGCAUGAAUUGGAUGAGGAUGAGAAAAGAAGAAUAAAAGAGGAUGAGGAAGAAGGAAGUGUGCUCAUGCCAUUUGAAAGUCAUGAAGGCUCUACAGAAUUUAAGACUUCUAACUUUGAAGAUCUAGAAUAUGAAAAUCGGUACCGAAUAGAGGAAAAACAGAUUAUACUUAUGGAAGAUGGGAGAGCAUAUAAAGAGAUUAGUGACAGUCUAUCUGACCAAGAAUAUGGAAACGAAGAGCUACACAGUCAAGAAAAGAGUGCAGAACUUCGUAGGAGUGACAAUGAUAAUUUUGGUACAGAUGCUUAUUCCUAUCUCAAGUUUGGUCUUGUGAAUCAUGAUGCUGUAACUUGUGCUGCAUUACAGGAAGGUGAAAGUGAAACAUUGAUGACCGAAUUCAAAUCUGAACCCGUUGGGGAAACGAAAACUUCAAUUUAUAAAUUAGAUGAAAAAAUGGAUGAAGAGUUUAUCCAUAAUGAAGAAAUAGACCAGGACAAUUCUCCCCAUAUAGACUGGAGCAUCAUCACUGUUCCUAAUCGACAAACAGAAACCUUAGAUGAGCGUAUGCAGCUGUUUUCUGAUGGUCAAAAUAUUGGUUUUCAUGCAGAGGUUGCAGCCGAGGCACAAGCAGCUUCUAAAAAAUUCUGGGCAGCAUCAUCUAACUUAAGUCAAAUGUUUAAGGCAGUGGGAGAAGGUGAAGAAGUCUUUGGAAGUGAUACAGAUGAUGAUGAAUGAAUAGUGGAUUUGCUAUGUUUAGCCUGCAGGGCUUUGUUUUAUGAUAUUAGAUAAGGAUUACAUAUACUGUAAUUGACAUGGAAAGUCAAUUUUCUACAUGUUCAAAGUUUAUAAUAGUAAAUCAAACACUUGUACCAUUAGUCAGUUACUUAUUAGGAACAUAUAUUUGCCUUAAGAAUAGAACAUUCAACCUUGUAAUAAUUGCUGAAGAGCCUAAUAGCUGACAAGAUAAAACAAAUGCCUACUUGCUAUUGCAAUGAAUUAUAAAAAGAGCUUGAGUCCUAAAGCAUUUUCUUUAUUCUUUGCAGUUUUUAUUCACUGAUGUAUAUAUUGAGUCGAGUUUUUAGUGUGACUUAAUGAAAUUAAAUAUAUUUUCUUAACUUAUAA